Messenger RNA from Cyprinodon variegatus (sheepshead minnow), 1729 nucleotides. RefSeq lists its product as uncharacterized. The record is from RefSeq and is a predicted model, not a curated record. The transcript has a single exon. Bases 744 to 1253 code for a protein of 169 amino acids. NCBI's taxonomy places the organism in Eukaryota, Metazoa, Chordata, Actinopteri, Cyprinodontiformes, Cyprinodontidae.
UGUUCAUACUUCCAAGCAAUGCUGCUGUUCCCCUGAGGCUUACACAAAUAUUCUGUUUAUUAUCACUCUUUAUUUUGGAAAAGGAAAUGUCUAAAUGUAUCAGCUCAUCGCGCUGACGCAGCUUGACCCAGGAGUGAAUAAGAAGCCUUUCUGCAAAUGGACCUUCCUUGUAAUCUUGCCAAAGACGACUUUUAAGCUAUUUGUUGUUAAAUGCGUCAGCUCCUAGGACAGCAGCCCCCUCCCUCCUUCCCUCUUAUCUUUUUUUUUUUCCCCUUGUAGGGCGUGUUAAACGCUUUCCGUGGUGCUGAAACAAUCCUACACCGCUUCUCCGGGAUACUGACUAUCUGUUCUUCUGCUUUACAUUUGAAGAUCAUUUGUCGGUUUUUACAAAUCAACUGAUCGACUUCUUGGAGUGAGCCAUUUGUUCAACUGGAUUUACAGUUUGCUGCAACAAUGAAAGUCUACAUCAGCUGGAUUUAGAGAGACAAAACUUACACCAGGGCUUGUUGAACUUUUUCCAUUUUUCAUAUUCUGUUUUGCCUUUUAGUUUUUUGUAACCUAUGGUGCUAACACUGGAACUACAAGCUGGUCCUGUUUUGUUUUCCUCUGAGCAUGCAGUGACUCUGUGAUGUCUUUAUUUCUGUGUUUCCAACCUGGAAUCUUUAAACGCAUCAUCAGUGUUGUUUUACAUUUCUAAUUUGAUUGUUGUGGCUGGAAGGGGUUUGGUUCUGAUCCCAACAGAUAUGUUUUCCAUCAGAUGCAGAACAGUGAUAGUUUUCAGCGUUUGCCUUCUCACUCCCACACUUGCCUCCUCAAUUCAAAGAUGUGGAACGGGGUCCUGCAGCUAUGAUCCGAUCUGCUGCAAAAACAUCUCCUCCUAUAUCCCCUGUUGUAAACCACGCGUGGACCACACCUACUACAACAUCGCCAUGGUGACCCGGAAACUUUCCGGAGUGCUCAUUAUGCUGCUGCUCUUCGCCCUGGGCUACUUUAUCCAGAGGAUGCUGUGUUCCAAGUCUAGGCAGCAGAGCCCCCCACACAACGGCCCGCCGCCGGUCACCACAUCUCAAGAAAUGCUGAUGGAGAGCUGUUCGAGGGAAACUUUAGCUGAUCCACCUUUGGCUCAUGCGUCAGCUGUGAAACUACCCACAUAUGAGGAAUGCAGAGAUCUCCCAACCUACGAAGAGACAAUCAAGGAUGGAAGCAGAGGACGAGCCGGUCCCUCCAAUAUGAACGACUCGAACAUUAAUUGAAUACAAUUAAACUUUGAAACAGCAGCAUGGGGUAUGACUUUAAAUCAGUUUCUAUCUGAUCCUUUAAGCAACUGUUUAGAUUUUAAGUAAAAAGUUGUCAAGGAUGUUUGUUUUUCCAAGAUGUGACUUUUGUUGAAGCAGGGUAAGAAUGACACAAAUUUUCUGCUCUUAGAGUUUAAAUGUUAUAAAUCUAUAAUAGUGAAUUGUUAAAGAUUCUAAUACCAGCCCAAACCAGAAUCAACAGUGGUUAAAGAGAAACGUAUCAUUUGAACAUAGGCUUUUAAACAAAAUUGGUUAAUUAAGGUCGAUUUUAUUUCUUAAUAGAAAUUAUUCAAGAUUAUCUAGAAUACAUUAGAUGAAAAAGCCCAACUGACUUUUGAAAUGUUCGCUCAACUAAAUUUUGUCUAAAAGACACCAGAAAAAUAGGUUUCAAUUAGAGAGAAACAAUCUUAAACUAAUAAACAUAUUUUCUCUAA